Messenger RNA from Sphaerulina musiva SO2202, 1442 nucleotides. RefSeq lists its product as uncharacterized. The record is from RefSeq and is a predicted model, not a curated record. Gene Ontology annotation, cellular component: nucleus. The transcript has a single exon. The coding region runs from base 11 to 1411 and encodes 466 amino acids. NCBI's taxonomy places the organism in Eukaryota, Fungi, Ascomycota, Dothideomycetes, Mycosphaerellales, Mycosphaerellaceae. Gene Ontology annotation, molecular function: DNA binding.
AGAGGGCGACAUGCGAGGUAUCAUGGUAGUGGGCGAAUGGGUCGCCAGCAAGCUGCGAGCCAGUGGCGACAGCAAUACUCGCUUGACUCGGAAGUGGGUGGAAGACCAUGUCCUACAGGAUCUUUCGCACGGCGGUGGAGGGGCUCGAGGUGUGGGACGAGGAGGUCCCAAGGAUGUAGUGGAACGGGUCUUCAAGGAAGGCGCAGGCUUUCCCAGACAAGCUGCAUUGGCCACUCCGAUUCAGCAUGCUGGCAGCGACGGUGUCAAAGGUGUAGCAGAAGGUUUGCGAAGAACAGCAACCGAGAGACUUCGCGAGCUCAUCGAUACCCACGGCGACACCGACCGGAUCAUGACCGAUUGCUUCUCUUCAUAUCCCGAGCAUCAGUUCCAAGACGACACGUACCUCUCCAAACCUGACGCAGCAUAUGAAUGGCUUAAUUUUCAUGAUCGUCUCAGUGGAGCUGUUUUCAGCAGCAAUGAGUGGGAAUUGGCGCCAUAUUUGAGCACACCAGUGCUUGGAUUUCACCAUCUUUUUGCCUCUGCCACCACAAGACAGUACUUCGAAAAAGACGCCAAGAAAGACGGAGAUGAUGCAGAUGCUGAGCCUACUCAUCCGUUCGCUGGCGCGCAAGCGUCGUGGGCAGCUCACGAGGCGACAAAGCAAAACGAAGCAUACAUUGAUGCUUUGCAAUCUUCCCUCGCGCCAUCACUGCAACGCCUGUUCAGCAGCACAUCAGACAUUGCCACAGAUCUGCAACCAUAUCUCCUCAGAAUGCUCACACCAAACAUCAACCCGAUCAUUGUUGGUGGAAGUGGCAGUGAUAAAGGUACAGCAUCUGUACGUAAAGCCUCGGAACAAGUCUUGGUCAAACGAGCUGUCAACGCCAUGGGUGCAUCGGGAGUCCGCUUCGAACGCGUGAGACUAGACGACGGCCCCGGCCAGAGCUACGGUAACACACAAUGGAUAUAUCGCAUCGAGCCCCCUCUGGAUACACUCUGCACGUUCGAGACCGGCGGCAAAGGCUUCGGGGACGCUGGCGCCAAGACGCGAUAUGCCGUACGACAAGUGAUUACGCAGGAGUGGAGGAAGGAAGAAGCGCGCAUCAACGAGGAGAACCGCAUGGCAAGAUUCGGCUUGACCAAUGCGUCGUAUAUUGAUCCCGCUGCGGGGCAGCUGCUGAAGAGGAAAGCGACGAAAGAGGAUGUUGAUCUGGAAGGGAAGAGAAUCGUGCGAGAUUUCUUCGGUCGAGCGGUCGUCGUGGGUGUUGAGACGGAUGCGCAAAAGAACAACAAGAAGAGGCAAGGCACAUCGAGAAAGAGGAGCCUGGGGGCAUUCGUCAAAUUCCAAGACGGGUAUUCGAAUGCUGUGAGGAAGCCCAUCACAUUGGCAGAGUUCAUGAAGGAUCUGUGAACAAAAUGAAAAUGAAAUGAAAUGAAUCGAG